Messenger RNA from Anguilla anguilla (European eel), 2158 nucleotides. RefSeq names its product BCL2 associated athanogene 4 (gene bag4). Gene Ontology annotation, biological process: protein stabilization. The record is from RefSeq and is a predicted model, not a curated record. NCBI's taxonomy places the organism in Eukaryota, Metazoa, Chordata, Actinopteri, Anguilliformes, Anguillidae. The transcript has 5 exons. Gene Ontology annotation, cellular component: cytoplasm; nucleus; cytosol. Bases 244 to 1443 code for a protein of 399 amino acids. Gene Ontology annotation, molecular function: adenyl-nucleotide exchange factor activity; protein-folding chaperone binding.
CCUUGAGCGCCUAUUUGUGCAGAAAAUAAACGUCACACUGACGCAAAUAAAAAUGUUAUUAUGUAAAAUCAUCAGCUAGCACUAGGAAGACCCAAGAGCUGGAAUUUAAAGGGGUGGUACAUCGUUUUAAAAUGUUUUGUACGUUGCUGUCUAUUUUAACAACGCAUAGAACUAAUCUGGAUCUCGAAAUAAGACAGUAGUUCCUGAACCAGGAAUAUAGCUACAAUUUAAAGCACAGAUUUAAUGGCGUACAAUUCGGUCAGCAAUGACAGGAGUGGAGGAGACGCUGCCUGGGUUAUGCAUCAAAUGCAAUCUAAUCCGAAAGGAGCUUGGCCUACAAAUUAUAACAACUCGGAAAAUAACAAUUGGAACACCGCAAUGGUAACUGGCAGCCGGGAAGCGGUUCCUUACCCGGGCUACCCUUCCAACUAUUGGUAUCCUCAGUCUCACUCUGCAGGGCCCUAUUCAAAUGCUUAUUCCUCUGGGUCAGAGGUCAAUGGACAGGCACCUUAUAAUCCCCAGGCAAUGCCAGGAUUCCCAAAUGGAGUCUAUAAUCCUGGACAGUACCCAACGAGUAUGCUGCAUCCAACCAACCCCUUCUACUGUGGAGACCAGCCACCACCCAGGCAGCCACCCUACCCAAACCAGGGCUGCCCUGAGCAAGGGACAGGAGGGUCAUGUCAGCCACACUCCCAGCACCACCACUACCCUAUGCCACCCUGUCAAGGGCCUCCUGGAUAUGCACCUGCACCAUACCCUCAUUACGGGGAUGGGGGUCACUCGGUACCCCAGAACCCCUCGUACCAGACCCAGCAGCCCCUGCCGUCAAGGCCCCAGCCUGAGGCCUGGUCCCACACAGGUGGCUACGGACCUGCCCCGCAGCAGCAGUGGCAGCCUGGUACCCAGCCCCCACCCAGCCACUAUGGGAGCCCCCUCCUCCCCCCACAGCCUCAGGGCUGGCCGGGCAGCGGCCCUGCUGUACCACCAUAUGAUCCAAAGGAUCGGCAGUAUCCUGGCUACCCCCACCGAAACCAGCCAAUGGGACCCAAGCCCCGACCUUCGGGCAACGCGCCUGGGCCGACGUCGGAGGUCAGCGCGCCCCCGCAGAUGUACAACAAGGGCGGGAAGGCGCAGGAGCCCAAGCCGUCCCAGGGCGAGCCCCCCCCAUCGGCCCCCGGGGGCCCGCCACUGAGCGAGAACCCGAGCCUGGCCCGGGUGCAGCAGGUGCUGGCUCGGGUGUGGCUGCUGCAGGAGGACGUGGACGAGUUCGUGGGCCACAAAACGGACAAGAACUACCGGUACCUGGAGGAACUGCUCACCAAGGAGCUGCUGGAGCUGGACUCCGUGGAGACGAAUGGACAGGAGGUGGUCAGACAGGCCCGGAAGGAGGCGGUGCAGAAGAUCCAGGGCAUCCUGGACCGGCUGGAGAGGAAGGCCUUUUGAAGGCCGUCUUUGUUUCUGUGUUUCUGUUGAACACGUCAACCCUUGCUCCACCCCCCUCCCCCCCACACCUCCUCCCUCCCUGCAACCCUAGGCCAACAGCUUCACUUUCCCCGCACUGCCACGAUAGGACUAGAUUGGCCACCAUUGACUUGUCUCCUGGCCAACAUGGUUCCUCAAAACUUUUUUGGCAUAAAAGUGGACUGAAGCUGGGGAAGGAUCUGUAUAGCCUCUGAAAACAUCACGUUAUUAGGCAUGUGGUUUAUGAUUUAUUCACCACCUUUUGUUUACUGGGGAUUCCAAGCCUAUUUCGUAAGUUGUGAGCAGACUCACUGAGUGAUGCCUGAUUGGUUUAUAGCCCCAAACCAGCAAAGGUGAUUACGGGUGUCAGCUGUGGCGAUGUCCCUUUAAACCGACUCAUUAAUGCAAAGCAUUUUUGAGGUGGUCAUGGGAGGAGGGUUGCAGAGUGAAACUCUUUUGAAACUUAAAAACAAUGUACCCACUAUGUCAUUUUUAAAUUUUCUUGCACCAAAGUCACUUCUUAGAUUUCUUUUUUUUUUCUUUGGUUUGGUUUGGUUUAUUUUUUUAGAUCCUUUAUUUUGAAAUCACCAGAUCACCAGGAUAUUUUGUUAAAUUAGUGCCAUGAUAUCGGCAGGUGCUUUUUUCAUAAUACAAAAUAAACACAAGGUCACUCUGGAGCUUUGCAUGGAAGAAAAUG